CGUUCCGGGGACCUUUAGUGCCGCGUUCCAAGUCGCUGCUGCUCGCUGUUGGUCGCUGUUGUUGGUCGCGGAGGCUGCGGAGAAAUGGCGAAGGCGGUUCUCUCCGAGGUCGGAUGGGGCGAAGGCUUCGCCAUGCCGGUGGCAAACGCCGAAAACAAGGCUCUGGAGGAUGAGCUGCAGAGGAAGCAGAAAGAGAAGUCCAAUGUGGAGAAUAAAAUUUACACGUACAGGGACAGGAUCCAGGCGAUGGGGGAACACCUGAAGAACGUGAGGCAGGAGCUCUCUCACACCCAGGGUCUGCUGAGGGCCCGGGAGAAGGAGAUUGAGUCUGAGGUCCACUUCAGAGCGCUCGCGGACAGGGAGAUGGGCCGCCUGCGCCAGGAGAUCACUAAGCUAGAUAGGGAGUUGGGCUCCCUGAGGGACAAGAAGAACUCCCACGAGAACAACAUCUUCAAAGCUUCCCAGAAGCUGGAGGAGCUCAUGUGCCAGCUCAACUGGGACCAGAAAGCCCUGGACGCCUGGCUGGAGAAGUCGGCGCGCAAAGACGAGGACACCAUGGCCAUCAUAAAGUACGCCAAGCAGGACGAGGGCAAGAUAAGGGAGCUCACCCUGUCCAUCGAGAAGAUGACCAUCGAGGCCCAACAGAAGCGCAGGACCCUCGACAACGAACUGACCGAGACGAUCACCGCACAGAUCGCCCUCGACAAGACGGCGGAGAACUUCCGACAAGCCCACGUGGAGAGACAGGAGCUCAUCCAGCAGUGGGAGAGCACCAUCGAGCAGAUGAGGAAGAGGGACCGCGAGAUGGAGCAGUGCUCACUGAUGCUUGCGGAGGUGAACCAGAAGGUCCGGGAACGGGAGGGCCUCAUAAAGGAGAAGAAGAAGUUUCUGGAAGGCGAGGUGGAGAACAACAGGGAGUACGAGCGGAAGAUUGCGGCGGCCGAGCGCCUGGCGGCCCGACUGAGGCAAGAGCUCCAGGAGCAGGAGGCCAACCGCUCGAGGCUCCAGGACGAGCUGGGGAGUCUCAAGUGCGCCGUGGCCCGAGCCGCCGCAGACGUGGAGGGCAAGAGGUCCCAGCUGGCAGCUCUGAAGAAGCACAUCGUGGAGAAAACCAGCAAGUUGAAGGCGGCCAAGGAGCGCAACGCGGCGCUGCAGGGGAAGCUGGAGAGCGCCACCGAGUCGACCGUCGGCGUGGAGGAGCAGGCGGCGCAGAUGGAGCAGAUGCUCAAGGAGAGCGAGCAGGCGCUCAAGGAGGUGAACGCCCAGCUGCAGCGCCACCGGGAGGCGCUCUUCCGUAAGACUCAGGAGCUCCAGGUGCUCAAGGCCAAGGAGAAGGAGACGGCGGCCCAGAUCUCAGGGACCCGGGCGACCCUCGUCCACCUGGACAAGCGGCUCAGCAAACUGGACCAGGACUCCUUGAAGCAGCAGGAGAUCAUUUAUAGCCAGGACUUCCAGAUCCACCUGCUGGAGCGGAAGAUGGCGCGACUCCAGGGAGAGAUGAGCACAGAGGAGAAGCAGAAUCUGGAUAAGAAGGUGUCCGAGCUCAACGACAUCCUCGAGGAGAGGAAGAAGACGGCCACCAUGCUGGCGUUGCAGCUGAAGAAGCUCCAGGACGACAUCCGGUGCGUCACCAAGGAGAUGGAGAAGAAGGGCGCCAUGAGGAGCGAGCUCUCCACCAAGAUCGAGGAGCUGAACCUCAUUCACGACACCUCCGAGAAGGAGCUCAAGAGGCUCCGGCUCAGCAAGCAGGACGCCAUGGUGGAGGACAACAUCCUGAAGCUGGAGGUGAAGCGGCUGCGGGAGCUGCUCUACUGCAAGGCGGAUGACGUGCUCUCGCUGGAGAAGCGCGCCCUGCGCUUACGGGCCGCCAUGGCCGAGAGGGAGGAGGAGAUCAAACUGCACAGAGAGAUGCUGCUCAAGCAUGUCAAAGUGGCCGACCAGGAGCGCCAGGGCCUCAGCACCGAGGUGCAGGAGAGGCUUUCCAGGGUCGACAAGAUGAGGAACAGGUAUGAGGUGAUGACCAUGUCCAUGGCGUUCCCCGAGGGCGAGGAGGACAGGCUCCACGCAUAUUAUGUGAUCAAGGUCGCGCAGGAGAAGGAGGAGCUGCAGCGCAAGGGCGAUGAUCUGGACGCCAAGAUCUGCAAGAUGGAGAAGGAAAUCCACGCUCUAGAGAACACCUUACAUGUGGUCAACAGUCACAACAGCACCUAUCGCAGAUCUUUCCAGAAGGUUGCAGAGUCAAGCAAGGAGUUCCAGGAGAAGCUGAAGCUCGAGGAGCAGAAGAAGGCGGUGGAGGAGAAAUGUAAGCACAAGAGGAGGUGCAUUAGAGAACUCCAGGAAGACCUUCAGAAUAGGAACGGCGCUCUUGACACAGUGGUUCGGGAGGAAGUCUCGCUGAAGGAGAAGAUGGACGAGAUCCAGUCGCAGAUCACGGCCCUUAACAAAGACCUGAGCUCCCAGAAGGAGAAGCUGGACCGAGUCAACAAAGAGUGUUCCAAACUGUCCAAGGGCAUUCGAUCCAGCAGCAACACGAAAGGGGAGACCCCGGAGGAGCGGGACAUAGUGCUCCGCGAGCUGAAGGACUUCAACCGCACCGUCAAUAACAUGUUGUUGGAAGCCAUAGCGGACCAUCCUGACCUCAAGUCAGCUGUUGAGAUGUACCUUCUCCAGGCCGGACUCACCCUCCCCUCACCGGCGUCCACGCCGUCGAGCCGGCAGAGCUCGAAGCCCCCCUCGGCCCGCAGUUCUGCCUCAUCGCUGAGGUCGGUCGACUCCGCGGCCAGCAGCGGCUCUCGGACGGCGCUCUCCUGCUCUGUGCGGAUGUUGGACCUGAGUCUCCCAGUGGCGUCUUCGCCUGUCGCCACGCCGUCCCCACGCAACUCCUACCCAGCCAGCGCCAGCAGUCAGAAGCGGAAAAGUCCGUAGAGCCCCCGCAGCCUGCACCGCUCAAAACCUCCAAAAAGUAACAGACAAAGCAGUGUGAAGCCCAGCGUACACUGGUUCCUCUGCUUUCGGACACAUCGGACCAGGAGUAUGUUCAUAACUUGCUUUGUUUGUAACUCAAAAUACACUUUUGCAACUAUGUCACAAUUAAUUAAUGCUUAAUAAUGCAGAUAUCCUU
Molecule: messenger RNA, 3121 nt
Organism: Scleropages formosus (Asian bonytongue)
Lineage: Eukaryota; Metazoa; Chordata; Actinopteri; Osteoglossiformes; Osteoglossidae
Gene: ccdc39
Product: coiled-coil domain 39 molecular ruler complex subunit
Exons: 20
Coding region: 85-2925 (946 amino acids)
Biological process (GO): epithelial cilium movement involved in determination of left/right asymmetry; cilium-dependent cell motility; inner dynein arm assembly
Cellular component (GO): axoneme
Source: RefSeq, a predicted model, not a curated record